AUGCACCCCGGGUCCCCUGCUGAGCCCAGCCGUGUGUGCACUGUCCCACCUUUCUCAGCACUGCUGUCUGCUGUGAGAAUCAACGGGGAUGGCCAGGAGGUCCUGUACCUGGCGGAGGGGGACAACGUGAGGCUGGGCUGCCCCUAUAUCCUUGACCCCGAGGACUACGGCCCCAACGGGCUGGACAUCGAGUGGAUGCAGCUCAACUCAGACCCAGCACACAGGGAGAAUGUGUUCCUGAGUUACCAGGACAAGAGGAUCAACCACGGCAACCUGCCACACCUGCAGCAGAGGGUCCGCUUUGCCGCCUCGGACCCCAGCCAAUACGAUGCCUCCAUCAACCUCAUGAACCUGCAGGUGUCCGACACGGCCACCUACGAGUGCCGGGUUAAGAAGACCACCAUGGCCUCUCGGAAGGUCAUCGUCACCGUGCAAGCGCGGCCCGCCGUGCCCAUGUGCUGGGCGGAGGGACACAUGUCACAAGGCAAUGACGUGGUGCUGAAGUGCUUCGCCAACGGGGGCACCCAGCCGCUGUCCUACCGCUGGGCCAAGAUCAGUGGGCACACGCACCCCUACCGCGCGGGCUCCUACCACUCCCAGCACAGCUUCCACUCAGAGCUGUCCUACCAGGAGUCUUUCCACGGCGCCAUCGGUCCAGGUAUGAACAACGGGGACCUCCUGCUGAAAGGCGUGACCAGCGAGGACAACGGGCUGUACCAGUGCACCGUGGCCAACCACGUGGGCUACAGCGUGUGCGUGGUGGAGGUGAAGGUGUCAGAUUCCAAGCGCAUCGGCAUGAUCGUCGGCGCCGUGCUGGGCUCGCUCCUCAUGCUCGGCUGCCUCAUGAUGGGCAUCUGGGGGCUGGUUUGCUGCUGCUGCAACGGCGGCGGCGUCGGCGGCGGCGCCCGCGGGGCCUUCGGCUACGGCGGCGGGGUCGGCGGGGUCGGCGGCGGGGCCUGCGGCGACCUGGCUAGCGAGAUCAGAGAGGACGACGUGGCGCCCGGGUGCAAGGCCAGCGGGCGCGGCAGCCGCGUCUCCCAGCUCCUGGGGUACCCGACGCAGAACGUCCGCCGCUCCCGGCGCCGCCACUACGCGCCCCCGCCCUGCGGCGGCCCCGAGGACGUGGCGCUCGCGCCCCGCACCGCCGCCUGCGAAGCGGGCCCGGCUCCGGUCUACGUCAAGGUCCAGAGUGCCGAGCCCGAGUGCGCGCAGGCGCAGCUGCCCCACAAGGACGGGCUCCUGGUGUGAGCGCGCCGGCCCCGGCCGCGCCGCCUCGGGGACACGCGCCCGGGAAGGACGCGCGCUGCGGCGGGGACACGCGCUCGGGAAGGACGCGCGCUGCGGCGGGGAAGGACGUGCGCUCCGGCGGCACGCGCGCUCCGGCGGGGACACGCGCUCGGGACGGACGUGCGCUCCGGCGGCACGCGCGCUCGGACGGGACGCGCGCUCGGGAGGGGCGCGCGCUCCGGCGGGGUGGGGGACUCGCGCCCCGUCGCCGAGUGUGGGCGCAGUUCCUGGAGACGCGCAGAGCCUCUGCCGGUAGCCAGGGAGGGACAGAGAAAGACGGCGGCAGCCCCCGCGCUGGGCCGCGAUUCGAGAUGCGGGUGGAGACGAGGCGAGCGGUGAGCCCUUGCCGGGCCCCAGGGCCGGGAGGGCGGGUCUGCGGGAACUGCUGUGGGAGGACC
Sorex araneus (European shrew) is the source of this 1685-nucleotide messenger RNA. RefSeq names its product V-set and immunoglobulin domain containing 8 (gene VSIG8). Lineage: Eukaryota; Metazoa; Chordata; Mammalia; Eulipotyphla; Soricidae. The transcript is spliced from 6 exons. The record is from RefSeq and is a predicted model, not a curated record. Gene Ontology annotation, cellular component: intracellular anatomical structure. The coding region runs from base 1 to 1248 and encodes 415 amino acids.